UACAUUAAUUAUGUAUGCGUGUGUGCUCAAACGAGACAUUCUACUCGCUAACGAAUAUUCGCCCAUGAUUCCUUAUAUUUUUCGACACAAUUCUGACAACAUUUCUCGGGACGUACAGGACACUCAUAAAUAUAGUCCUUAAUAUUAGUUAGGAUUAGUAUCCUCUGAGCAGUCCCCAAGUAUAUAUCUGAACUCUACAUGUAGAAUUUUGUCACUUGAGACGAAUCCUCCUUAAGAAAUAUCGAACUCAGCAUAUUAAUUCUAAGUUAAUAUUACAAAUAACUUGUCUGUAAUCAUCAAUUACACUCAAACAUCAACAUGUGCGCAUUAUAUAAAUCUGUAGAACAUAACACAACAAUAUGGCACAGGCAUUGUAAUAGAUUCUUUAAUCCUAAUAUUUGUCACAUUUGUAAACGAAUGACUUAUUAUAGCAUAACGUGCAAUCAGUGCAACAUGAUCCGUUACUGCAGCAAGGAGCAUAAACUGUUGCACCAAGAGCAGCAUAAGUAUAUAUGUGCAGUUUUACAAGGUAUUAUAUCUUUAGGAAACAAAUGUGUCAACUUUGCUCGUCGUUUCAACCAGGAGGAAUGGAUCCAGUCGAGAAAAGAAUUAAUGCAUUUAGUUAAAUACACAUUGGUACGUGAUUUACAGCCGUAUGAAAAGCAGAUGAUCUUGUUGGCAAGGUCAUGUCUUAUUUGUCAUCAACAAGAGGGUCUCAAAACUUGUAUGACGUGCUAUUCCAGCAACUAUUGCGAUGAACACACAGAAGCUUUUCUAAACAAGCAUAAUUCCAAUUGCGCAAAACUUGUAUUAUGUUUUAAUUUAGCUCUUGAUCUUCCAUAUAAUUAUAUACGUAACGACAAAUUUGUUACGUUUCCCGAUGAGAAUAAACCCGUUGUUGACAUGAAGUCAUUUAUUCUACAAUAUAUACGAGUAGAAAGGAAUAUACAUUCUUCGUAUGCGGAAGACUAUUACUAUUCUGAUUACGUGUCAGGACCGUUAACACUGUAUUAUAUGAUGAAGAAUUUAAAGCUAUUACAUAUUUUCGGUGAAAAAGCGUCUACCUGUGUUGUACAUAUAAUAGCGGCAAGCUCAGUCGACACAGAAUAUGUCUCCGCAUGGGAAUUUCUCUUACAUCUUUUACAUAACGUGCAUUUAAAACUUGUAUUGAUAGGACCGGAACUAAAGAACAAAAGUGAUAGUAUCGAAGUUUGUCUGAAAUGUAAACACAUGUAUCGAAAUCUUAGUUUCGCAUCUUAUCGUAUGUUGUACCACACUUAUGUGAACAGUGCAUAUUAUAUACGGCCAAAUGUUAUAGUAGGAUUUCAAAACGAUUUUAGUAAUGAGGAAAUGUGGUCAGCAUCGCUUUUCAAAUUACGGGAUCAGGACUGUCCGUUCCUUGUUACCGCUGACUCGAAACUUAAAUCCGAUCAGAACAGAAGUAACAUAGAAAAAGUUCUAGGUACACUUUUAAAUUUAAUAUAUCAUGACGAAAAUAAAUUCAGCUCGGGUAUGCCAUAUAGAGAUUUUAGGAACGAUACUAUUUUCUACCGUAAUAAGUAUGUAGCUGUUUAUUUGAAUUUAUAUCCAUUGUUUUGGCCGGCUUUUUUAGAAGCUAUAAAAAUGUAAUAUCAAUAUGAUAAUAACAUUGUAAACAAUAUAAAUUUUAAAUGUAAUUUAUUAGGCAUAAACAAUAUAUAUAUAUA
Molecule: messenger RNA, 1706 nt
Organism: Odontomachus brunneus
Lineage: Eukaryota; Metazoa; Arthropoda; Insecta; Hymenoptera; Formicidae
Exons: 1
Coding region: 319-1629 (436 amino acids)
Cellular component (GO): extrinsic component of mitochondrial inner membrane
Source: RefSeq, a predicted model, not a curated record